Messenger RNA from Rangifer tarandus platyrhynchus (Svalbard reindeer), 816 nucleotides. The record is from the annotation of a GenBank genome assembly. Lineage: Eukaryota; Metazoa; Chordata; Mammalia; Artiodactyla; Cervidae.
AUGACGCAGAAGCCGCGCCUUGCUGAAACAGGACGUGCGUUCAGAAGCAGGCACGAGAGCUGUGGGGGCCAAGAGGGCCAGCGUGGCGACCAGGGUCAGCCUCAGGGUGUCUACAGACCUCUGUGCAUUCAGCAGCCCCGCAGCCAAGGAGGGGGCGCCUUCGUGCUUGCGGACCCCGGCUGUCACCCCAGCCUGCCGCUGCUCUUUGUCUGCCCUUGGCAGGCUGCAGCCUGGUCUCAAGGCGUGGCUACGUGCCCGGCAGUCACCUGUGUGGUGUGGAGUGCCCCUGCUCGGCGGUUCCAAAGAGCCGUGCAUAAGCAGCAGCACGGAAACGAAACAGUUCCAGCCAGCAGGCUCUGGGACCCAGAAGCGACCCUUCACUGCACCCAGUUAUCUGGGAAAAGAUGGCGCCUGGCCCCUCCCGGCCGCCGCAGGCACUUCUGUAGAGGCGCGCGGGCGACCCUGGGAACGGAGGCCGUGGGGACCCCGUGGGCGCGGCUCCCGGAGGGGCUUCGCGCUCCUGCGGCCCGCGUCUGUCCUCGUCCUUGCCGGCGGGGGCAAGCGGGCCGCGCCGCGCCUCCGUCCUGCCCUUGGCACAUGGCUGUCGGGACAGUCCUCCAGCGCGAGCGGCCAGACUUCCCGUGUGAGGGGCACUCAUCCGCCCAGUGGGAGGUGCCUUCUCCUGCACCCGAAGCCCUCCCAGCUCCCGCCUAUCCCCUGCCGCCACGCGUCUGCUGUCCCUCGGCAGCCCCCCAGGGCUAUGGCCCCCGAGAGCCUGCACUCCGGGAGCAGAGCGGCCUGAAACCAGAGAAGUGA